This is a messenger RNA of Zalophus californianus (California sea lion), 522 nucleotides long. It is a transcript of the gene SMIM26, whose product is annotated as small integral membrane protein 26. Bases 62 to 346 code for a protein of 94 amino acids. Lineage: Eukaryota; Metazoa; Chordata; Mammalia; Carnivora; Otariidae. The record is from RefSeq and is a predicted model, not a curated record. Gene Ontology annotation, cellular component: mitochondrion. The transcript has 2 exons.
GGCCGGAAGGCCCGUCUCCGCCCUGGGCCUCCCGGGGUCGAAUCCUUGCCGGAGCCGCACAAUGCGAGCUGUCCAGGCCACGUCUUGGUACCGGCGGAUGUCCGUGGUCUACGCGGUGGGCGCUUGGACCACGCUGGGCUCCAUGUUUUAUUUAGGCCGGAAAAAACGCAAGCCACCAGGUGAUGAAGUAGAGCAAAAGGAUGUCUCAAGAAAUGAAAUGCUUGAGCCCCCGAAAGGAUUUUACUUGGAAACAAUUGUCACAUAUAAAGAAGAUUUGGUUCCAGUCACUGACAAGAUCCUCAACUUUUUGAAAUCAUGGACUGGUGGCCCUGGACGGGAACCAUGAUUAGCUGCUGAAUGCCGAAAACUGGGACUUUGGUUCAGCAUAUACAUUUCAUGGAUGCCUUGAUUUCCAAUUUAUGUUUAUGAAAAGUGUAUCCAUUUAAUUUAAUUUUGCUGUAAAAUAUAAUCACUGGUAGUAUGCAAUAAAUAUUUCCUUGAGGAAAAGUCAACUUGCGUAUU